AUGCGCCGAUAUACUGACGUGAGUCACGUCGACAAUGUAUUCUUAUCAUUUUGUGGAUCUCAAGAAUUAGCUGCUCAGCACGUUUACGCGAUUCCUCAAGUCAGUUCUGUACAUACAAAAGGAGACUGUCUGAAGAUUGAGGCUCGCACAUUAAAUAGACGGCUGUUGAUUGCCUUCCAACAAGAUAUCACUUCUUCAUCUGAAAUAGUCCUGUUAAUAUCUGCUCCAACUGUCGCCGAGCAACCAGUUUACUUGAGAAGUCGUCAUCAUCAUCGAAUAUUCGUAGAGGCAACCCAAAUAUCUCGGUUGAACAUUACAACUGCACCAUGUAUUAGCGAUUACUCGGAGCUCCUGUGGAUUCAGCAGGGACGGAUCCUACUUGAAAAUUCGGAACUGUAUACAGUGCAG
This is a messenger RNA of Ostertagia ostertagi, 408 nucleotides long. NCBI's taxonomy places the organism in Eukaryota, Metazoa, Nematoda, Chromadorea, Rhabditida, Trichostrongylidae. The record is from the annotation of a GenBank genome assembly.